Molecule: messenger RNA, 1453 nt
Organism: Grammomys surdaster
Lineage: Eukaryota; Metazoa; Chordata; Mammalia; Rodentia; Muridae
Gene: Urad
Product: ureidoimidazoline (2-oxo-4-hydroxy-4-carboxy-5-) decarboxylase
Exons: 3
Coding region: 267-911 (214 amino acids)
Biological process (GO): allantoin metabolic process
Molecular function (GO): carboxy-lyase activity
Source: RefSeq, a predicted model, not a curated record
GUUUAUAGGCUGUUGUUGAAAGAAUUCAAGCCAAGAACUCAAGGUGAGAACCUGGAGGCAGAUUCAACCCUCUCUUCUUGGGCACCUAUACUCAGGAACAUUCUGGAUAAACUCCUCCCAGAGGUAUUUAAACCAGAGUCUGCUGUCCUUGCACAAAGCAAGUGUGUGUGUUCAGCAAACAACCAGUGAGGAGGGGUUAGCGUCACUCGCUCGAUGAGAGUGGACCGCAGGCAGGGCAACACACUGCCUCCAGUCCAGUAUCAGCCAUGGACAUGGAGAAGGUCAACUCCAUGGACUUCAGUGAAUUUGUGGAUGUGUUUGGGAACGUCGUUGAAAAAUGUCCUCUGAUCGCAGCUGCUGUCUGGUCUCAGCGUCCAUUCUCUGGCUUGGAAGACUUAGAAAAUCACUUUUUUGCUUUUAUUGAUGCUCUCCCAAGGUCAGGCCAGGAGGGUAUCCUGCGUUGCCACCCGGACCUAGCGGGCCGCGAUCUGCAGCAGGGCACGCUCACCGCUGAGUCACAGCGCGAGCAGAGCCAAGCGGGCCUCACCAGCCUAGACAUCGACGACCGGCUCCGGCUGCAGCGGCUCAACGCGCAGUACCGUGAGCGCUUCGGCUUCCCAUUCGUACUGGCAGCACGGCUGAGUGACCGUGCCACAGUGCCUCGGGAGCUAGCCCGCAGGCUGCACUGCCAGCCAGAGUCCGAGCUGUGCACCGCCCUGGGCGAAGUGAAGAAGAUCAGUCACCUGCGCCUGACAGAUUUGCUCGGUGCCCAUUCCGCCAGGGUGGGAUCACAGAGAGGCUGGGGAUCCGAACGCCAGCAGGAUGCUUCAGGGAGGGACACCCUGCGCCCCACGCUGGCUCAGGCCUGCAAAGACAAUCCAUACACCCACACAAAGGAAGUGGAGAAUUGAAGCAAUCACACGAGUAAUGCACCCUUUGUGCACCCAUCCACAGGAACACGCGUCGCCAAAAUAUGUCAGAUUCUAGACGGUUAGCGCUUUGCCCAUUUAUCCAGAUCGUUGCUUCAAUUCCCCACUCCGUGCCCUGCCUGCACUAUAGCCUUGGAAGAUUCCAAAGCUCCCACCAGGCUACUCUUUUCUUCUUAGUGAGAGAGAGGUGGGGGCUUUUGGUCCAGAGUGGUGUUUCAUCUCCACUGCAUUUGAUUCACCUGGUAUUUACAAGUGAGCGGAAGCGACUUUCUUACUCUGAGAAGCCGAUGAAAAAGUGUGUGUGUGUGUCCAAGUUGGAAGGAUUUGAUGGUCAAAAGCCGGUGUCACCCUUGUCCCUCCAUAUGGUCAUCCCUUGCUGGUGACCUGGAGUGCCCUGACAAGCUAUGUAAUGUUAAAAUAGCAAUAUUCAUUGGACAGCCCUGGGUGUUGUGGUGCUGAUAAUAUGGGGUUAUACCUAUACAAAUCUUUCCAAUAGAACAAGACUUGGGAGCUUGUGAACCUGA